AUGUCGGUGUCUCCAACACGAGAGUCGAUCAUGCCGCAGUUCGACAAGGACUUGCGGGACUUACAUCUACUCUACGACUACGACGCGCAGAAUCCGCAAACCGGCGCACCGGAAAAAUGGCGAUACGAGAUGUGGUUCUUCUCCCACGAUCGUAUUGUUUACGCCAUCCACGGAGGUCCGAUGGCCGGUCGGAAGAACUACCAGACGGCGACAUAUCAAUGCAUUCGGCCUGGAGAACUAUGGCAGUGCAAUUGGCUGGAGGAGACGGGCACGAUCUGCUCCCUUGUGUAUGAUCUGAAGUUGAAUAAGAUCACCACGCUGUUGGGCUUUAGUAUCGGCCACUGGGCGAAUGCCGACCUCGCCCACGGCGACAAGAGGAACCCGCAGGAUUAUGAGAGGUGGAGGGGUCUAGCCAAGCAGGGCACUCAGAUCGACCGAUACCUCCUCAGCGAGCAGGCCGAUAUCCUCGAAACGUUCCAUGGGAAGGGCGACUUGGAGCCGAUCGAAGAAAGCUGGCCGACGUUCUGA
Molecule: messenger RNA, 528 nt
Organism: Capronia epimyces CBS 606.96
Lineage: Eukaryota; Fungi; Ascomycota; Eurotiomycetes; Chaetothyriales; Herpotrichiellaceae
Exons: 1
Coding region: 1-528 (175 amino acids)
Molecular function (GO): carboxy-lyase activity
Source: RefSeq, a predicted model, not a curated record